Molecule: messenger RNA, 5284 nt
Organism: Aricia agestis (brown argus)
Lineage: Eukaryota; Metazoa; Arthropoda; Insecta; Lepidoptera; Lycaenidae
Gene: alpha-Catr
Product: alpha-catulin
Exons: 15
Coding region: 99-2375 (758 amino acids)
Biological process (GO): cell adhesion; Rho protein signal transduction
Molecular function (GO): cadherin binding; actin filament binding
Source: RefSeq, a predicted model, not a curated record
GCUGGCGGAGCGGCGCGCUGCGCUACGACUCGCCGCCACGGAGCACGUGCGCGCGCUCUGCCCAGCGCGCCGAGCGCGCGCGCCCCGCACCGCGAGACAUGGAGGUGCUCUCCGAUGACGACGAGUUUAUGUACCGGGAGCCCCAGAUAAGCAGUCUGGUGGCGACGCGCGGCGAGGCGGCAGCGGGCGGCGCGGCGGUGCAGCGCGUCGGGGCUGCGGUGUGCUGCGCCGUCGAGCGCUUCGUGGCGGUCGGCGAGACCAUAGCUGACGACAACCCUGACGUCCGGCACAGCAUGGUGCUCGCAUGCAAGGAGGCAAGGGCUGCUGGUCGUGCGAUAGAGCGCGUGUGCGCGGGCGCGGACGGCACGGGCGCGGGGAUGGUGGCGGCGGCGCGCGCGCUACUCGCCUCCGUCACCAGGGUGUUGCUGCUGGCCGACAUGGUGGUCGUCCGACAACUGCUACUCGCCAAGGAUAAGGUUGCGAGGUCGCUGGAUCGGUUGGAGUCAGUGACGAACUUUGCCGAGUUCGUCCGAGCGUUCACGGAGUUCGGUGGUGGCAUGGUGGAGCUGGCGCGGCUGACGGCCGAGAGACGAGCAGACCUCAGAGACGAGAGGAGAAGAGCACAAGUGGCGGCCGCGAGGAACGUUCUAGAACGUUCCACGCUGAUGCUCCUCACUUCUUCUAAGACGUGUAUGCGGCAUCCGGGGAGCGCGUCGGCCAGGGAAAACCGGGACACGGUGUUCUGUCAGAUGAGGAGGGCCAUGGACCUCAUACACUACGUGGUGCGCGACGGCCUGCCCGGACACGAGGAACACUCGCAGGAGUUGCAACCUUUCUCGGAUAGUCACCAGCAGGCGGCGCAGUGGGAGUCGGGCACGGCGCUCGGGGCGCUACGGGGGCUGUCGACGCAAGUGCGGGCAGCGCGGGCGCGCGGGGGCGCCGACAGCGGCCGCCGAAGAGCGCUGGCCGCGACCCUGAGGGCCCUAGUGGAGAGGACGCACGAUUUCACAGACUCUGCGUACACCUCACACGAGCACAGGCAAAGAAUACUGGCCCUUGCCGAACGGAUAGCGUACGAAUUAGAAAGGCUCGUCGCCGUCGCUGUCACUUUAGAAGAGCAAGGCGGUAGUGGUGCGGCGCUAGAGAGCGCGUGCGCCGGCGCGACCAGCGCGGCCACGGAACUGGAGAAAGCGCUCGUAGUGGCCGCCAGGGACCAAGCCCGAGACCUGGCGCCUCUAGCCGAGGAAGCGAGGAAACUCGCCUCGGACCUAGCGCACAUAGGUAACCAACGACAAAAAAUAGCAAGUUCCUGCGGUGAGAGAGAAUCAGAGAGACUGCAUAGUAUCGCCAGCCGACUACACGAACAGUUAGAUCAUAUCAUAGAGGUUUGCAAAUUACUAAGGCAUAUAGCGAUGUCGGAGACCCUUCAAGUUAGCGCGAAAUUCGCCGAAAUCAAUUUGAGGAUAUACGGACCUCAAGUGGUGACGGCGGCGCGCACGCUGGCGGCGCAUCCGAGUAGCGCGGCGGCGAGAGAGAACCUCGACGUGUUCGUGGACAUGUGGGCCUGGCUGCUCUCCGACUCCGCCCGCCUCGCCAAGGAGCUCCUAGACCUCACGGAGGAGAGGCCCGACAAGCAGCAGUACAGCAGCCUCCCGAGGCCAGGAAAACACGGCACAACGAGCAAACCCCUGAAGGCUGUGAAAUUAGAUACGGAGGAGCAGGCGAAAAUAGCAAAAUCAGGCCUAGAAAUGAAAAUGAUGUCGUCGGAAAUGGACGCGGAAACGGAAAAGUGGCAGGGCGCCGAUGAGAACAACGAUAUCGUGAAGAGGGCGAAAAAUAUGUCUUCCAUGGCCUUCGCUAUGUAUCAGUUUACGAAAGGUGAAGGCCGUCUCAACACAACUCAAGACCUCUUCACACAAGCGGAAUAUUUUGCGGAGGAAGCUAAUAGGCUUUAUAAAAUAGUUCGGCAAUUUUCUUAUCAGGUGCCCGCGGGGACGGUAAAAAAAGAGCUAUUGGAGCACUUAGACAAAGUUCCUACAUACGUCCAGCAGCUGCAAUUCACUGUCAAGGAGCCGACAGUGGGGAGAGCGGCUACCUUUAGUAAAGUAGAUAACGUUAUACAAGAAACUAAGCACCUCAUGAACGUGAUCAGCAAAGUGGUGACGACGUGUUUCGACUGCGCGAAUAAGGUACCUUUGCCGUGGGCGUCGAGUGUGGGAGUGAUUAAAAGACACCAGAGUGUUGCACCUUACAAACUGGACUUCACCGGUCUGUCGGCGGCGGCGGGUCGCGGCGCGGCGCGGGACGAGGAGGCGGCGGGAGGCGGCGGCGGGGACGCGAAGCCGGGGGGGAGCUCGUCCGACACGACCAUGUGACAGUACGGCAUGGGCCGGCGCGGCAAGGGCGACGCGCGCCGGACCAGGGUCAGCUUCCUUCUGUUUUAAGCACGUCUUAAAGCAACGUCGCCGAUGUCGGUCGGACAAGCAGCGGAGAGGUGAACGCUGAGGGUUGCCAUCUCAAUUAAAAGGACUAUGUGAUUAGGGGCAACCCCGUUUUGUAAUUUGUUUUUUUCCUGCCAAUUCUAAAGGGACUAUAACUGUAGGUAACCUGUAUACAGUUAAACAUCCCUCAAAAUAAAUAAUAUUGUUUGUAUUCUGUAAACAAUUUUGUUUUAUAAUAAUUUAUUCGAAUCUCCUAAGUAAAUAAGUCGGAAAAUUAUUCUACAUUUUCUGAUUUGUGCAAAGCGCACUUGAGAAUAUAGAGCAAGCGCGAUAAUUGGCAGCUAAUAUUCAUAUCCAAGCUUUUUAAGAAUAAAGCUAGUUAAGCUUUAUGUUUUAAUUGCCACGCCUCGAGCUUCCGAGCAAUGCGACCAAUGCACCUCUUUGCUUGCAUGUCCGGGAUUCUAUACACAUUAUUAUAUGUACGUAGAGCAAAACUACAAGAAGACAUUUGUUACUAUUGAUUUGUAGAUUUUGCUCGAGUCCUCUGGAGUGGUCGUUUGAUCCGGUCACUUCAUAUCCCAAUUAUGAGUCCGUCUCAAACGCACUUCACUGGACACUCAGCUCUAUAAUAAUGUGUGCCGAAUUCGUUAUCGACAACUGUCAUCUAUUGAAACGCAAUAAAUAGAUUACAGUUACUUAUUUUGUAUUAAGAUGAACAGUACGAUAUACGAGUUAAGUUUGAAGACCACUUGCGACACACAAAGUGAAGUUAACUUAUUCUAGCAAUCUCUACACAUUUGGCUGUGUAAAAGUAUUCAUAAGAUAUACGAGUAAUGUAACGACGAUUAGGUAGUUUCGAAGUUUCCUCACUUAGCCGAGUGAGGAGUCGGAGCAGUCACACUGAGAAUAUGCCUCAUUAUAAAACUUGUGAUCAUUAAUAUAAGAGUGAAAUCGUACAAUAAAUACAAACUUGUUACACUGAAUAUUACACUUUGUUACAUACCUACUAAGAUAACACCGAGAGCCUAUUUUUUUAAGUUCCCCCCCUAGAUUUAGCGUAGCGGAUAAUACUGUAAGCGUCUUUUGUUUUCUUUCUAUCACUUUAAACUAUUUUGCACUGUCGCACUUUCUGUGGUCCUGAUGCACAUUUUGUUUGUCUCGCACGGACGCUUCCUAUGAUUUCAUGCGUAGCACUAGCUCCCGCCACGACAUACUCAACAACACUACUCCGCAUUCGAUGUUGCAUUUCUAUUCGACCGAUGUAAAUAAUAGAAUACGAUUUACAUGAGCCGAGCUAUCGAUGCGCUGACAUGUGCAUGAUUGUCGGGGACUAUGCGUGUGUUGCAUGUGUAAAUGUUCUAGUGGAUGUCGUACUUCAUCUGCGACGGGUCGAAACGUUGGAAAUUGACUCUGGUGGUUCCCGGGAGCCCCCUCUCGCCCAGGUGUUAUAUAGACCGCGGGGUCGAUUGCCUGCAUGUUGUGUUGGGCUGCUGCUAUCAUGUCGGCAUGUCUUAGAUACAUACAGCGUUGAACAUAUCAUUGUAGAUAUCGUGGGGACGGCGAUCGUUAUUUAGUGUUUAAGUAUUUACUGUUAGGUGCCAGUAUCGAUCGUGCCUAACUGUGUUGCAUUGAAUAAAUGAGUACCUCCGUUUAAAAUCGCUAGCUGUAAAGGGCGACGUUGAGCAUUUAGCGCCGAGGGGUUAGAAAUAGUAAUAUCCGUGUAAAUUGUUUAUUUUCCUAGUCAGAUUGAAGCGGAUUAUUCGAUGCACGAGUUGCAAGGAGUUUUAAUAGAAUAAAUAUCCUACCGAAAAUAGAAUGCCCACCUCUAAAAAUAAGACAAUAUUGACUGAUAAAAAUAAAGAUAGUAUGGUCGCUGUAGAAAAGAGGCUUUAGAAACGUAUGCCCCUGUCUCUUGCAAAUAAAUUAGGUUAGGUUCUAGAUAUUAUAUUAUGAAACAGCAAUACAAAAAAGAGACAGAUAUAAUGCGUUUACUAAACACGGAGGCUACGACUGAAGUCAACAAAAAUAUAUAGGCUUCGUUUUUUCUCAGUCCUUUCUUUAUUCAUCGUGAAACCCUCUCAGCUCGGCGACCGUGCUAUAGCAAUAUGCAUCACGUGUGCCAUGUUUCUGCUUACUGGUUGUACUUUUUGUUGUGCAAAUUGUCUCUGGUUUGUUUUGGAACAAUCGCCUUUCUUUGGUCUAUAUAACACUUUUUCAGUUUCAUAUCUUUAGUAUUUAUCCUGUAUAUUGUCAUGUAUAAUAUGAUAUACCAUGUAAUAUGUAUAUUAGGGUCAGAUCACACGGUGAUGUAACACGGCAUCGGAUUUUUAGGAAUGUGAUAAAAAAUUGGGGUUUGUUUGCUCCGCACCAAAAGUGAAAGUUAUGAAAACAGAUUUUCUUGCGUAGAAAAUGAACUUCAAUUUUGAAUCACCGCCUAAAAAUGCCGUAUGUUUGGUGUGAACUUACGCUAAUGAUUCCGAAUACUGUUGACUUUGAAAAUCGUUUUAGAAUAAGUUCGAUUUAUGAUAGUUAAGGCUUGUUAUAAUUAUAUUAAUUUAAUGAGCUUGAUAAGCUUUAUAUAAGAGUUGUGAAUCGAACUUGUGGCCACGUAUUAGACUCAAUCGUUUAGAAUAACGCUUCGAAUUUUAAUACUUAUCUACGUACUUAAUUUUGUAAGUCGUUUCUAAUAGGUAGGUAAUUCAAUUUUCAAAUUUUCUAAAUAAUUUAUCGAUUUUUCAUUCACGUCGACAUUAGCUUUCCACUCGAUGACGUAAUUUUAAUAAUCUUAUCGAUUUUUAAUCUUACUCGUAGCUAUAAAAUAUAGACAUCGGACGAAUCACAAA